AUGGCCGACGCGCUGUCCAUCGAACAGAACAACAAAAUCCGGGUGGCACUGGGGUUGAAACCCCUCCCCGUGCCCGGCGUCGACGCCACCUCCGGGCUCGCCUUCAAAGAAUCCGACGACGAGGAUUCGAGCUCGGGAUCCGAAGAUGAAGAGCCGGGAAGUACCUUGGAAUCACGUGAGGCGCAGGCUUCCUCCAACUGGAUGAAGAUGCAAGAUGAAGCCGAAGCAAAACGGAAACGAGAGGAGAGAAAUGCCGCUAUCAAGAAAGCGCGUGACAAGGCACAGAGGGAUAUGAAGCUCCAGGGUACGACCUUAGGCGAAUCAGCAGAUAUGGAGGUGGAUACAAAGACCUGGUUACUGCAGUCAAAGAAGCGACAGAAGAAGAUUGAGAAGGAGCGUGCGCGCAAACUCGCCCAAGAGCUUGAGGAACGCGAACGUGCCGCUGAAUACACGGCAGCCGAUUUGGCUGGUAUCAAGGUCGGACAUGAGGUGGGAGACUUUGAGGACGGAGCGGAACAUAUUCUCACGUUGAAGGAUACAACAGUUGACGAGAAUGAAGAGGAUGGAGAUGAGCUGGAGAAUAUCGAUCUGAGGGAGAAGGAUAAGACCACGGAGAAGCUUGAGCUGAAGAAGCGCAAACCCGUCUACGAUCCCACCGAAGAGAAUUCCGGGAUACUAGCACAAUAUGAUGAAGAAAUCGACGGCAAGAAACGGAAGCGAUUCACACUCGAUGCUCAAGGAUCCACAGCAGAGGAGCGAGAGGCUAGGCGCCAGGAAGUGUCGAACAAGUUGAAGAAAAACAUCAUCAGUCUUAACUUUGCGGCGGAAACGCCGACGUCGGAUUACAUGGAUGUGAGCGAGAUCAAGGUCAAAAAACCUAAGAAGAAGAAAGCCAAGGCCACCAAGCAACGAGCCGUUCUUGAUGAAGAUGAUAUCUUCCCGUCGUCUGAGGCGACGGGGACGCCGAAUGGUUCUGCUAUGGAUGUCGACACAAGCAAUGGGCAAUCGGUCUCUGCACCUGCUCCCCGGAAGCCAGCCAGUGAAAAUGUCUCGUUUGUGGAUGACGACGAUCUACAAGCAUCUCUUACGCGUCAGAGGCGUGCUGCAUUGAAAAAAAGACAGAAAAUGAGGCCCGAGGAUCUUGCCAGACAAUUUCGGGAAGAAGAGUCACAGACCCCGAUGGAGGUGGAACCGUCCGGGGAAAACGAGGAGGAGCCUGGUUUGGUCAUUGACGAAACCUCGGAGUUUGUUUCCAAUCUACAGAAGCCCACGAUCCCCGAACGGCGGGAACGGAGCACCGCAACAACACCGGGAGCCGAGCCACGCGCGACUACGGAAGAAUCUGCGGUAAAGGAGGAGCCUGAGGAUGACGUGGGUGACGUGGAUAUGGAGAGGUCAUACAAUGAUAUUGAAGACGACGAGGAUCUCCAAGAACGUAUCAAGCGUGAAGAGUCGCAGCCGAAUCAACCGAUUAGCGGGACAGGACUGGAAGAAGAAGCUACGCUCGAUGAAGGUCUGGGGGCUACAUUGUCUAUGCUCAAGCAACGUGGCCUGGUCAAAUCGACGGACGCCGCUGACCACACCUCCCUGAUCCGUGAUCGGGAGCGGUUCCUGCAAGAGAAGAUGCGCCUGGAAACGGAGGCCGAAAAGCGAGCGCGCCAGCAACGUGAGCGGGAUCGUGCCUCAGGCAAGCUCGAUCGGAUGUCGGCUCGUGAACGAGAAGAACACGCCCGAUGGGAGAACAAGCAGCGUGACCAGCAAGAUGCGCGACACAUGGCCGAAGUUUUCAACCGGGAGUACAAGCCGGACGUGCAGCUCAAGUAUGUGGACGAGCAUGGCCGUGCGAUGAGCCAGAAGGAGGCGUUCAAGCAUCUGAGCCACCAGUUCCACGGAAAGGGCAGUGGCAAGAUGAAGACAGAGAAGCGACUGAAGAAGAUCGAGGAAGAGCAGAAGCGCGAGGCGAUGAGUGCGUUGGACAGCAGCCAGCACACGGGUAUGAACAAUGCCAUGGGGGCGACGGCGCGGAAGAACCGUCAGGCUGGUGUUCGACUGGGAUAG
This is a messenger RNA of Aspergillus tanneri, 2058 nucleotides long. RefSeq names its product U4/U6-U5 snRNP complex subunit SNU66. Gene Ontology annotation, cellular component: U4/U6 x U5 tri-snRNP complex. The coding region runs from base 1 to 2058 and encodes 685 amino acids. NCBI's taxonomy places the organism in Eukaryota, Fungi, Ascomycota, Eurotiomycetes, Eurotiales, Aspergillaceae. The record is from RefSeq and is a predicted model, not a curated record. Gene Ontology annotation, biological process: mRNA cis splicing, via spliceosome; maturation of 5S rRNA. The transcript has a single exon.